Molecule: messenger RNA, 1077 nt
Organism: Thamnophis elegans (Western terrestrial garter snake)
Lineage: Eukaryota; Metazoa; Chordata; Lepidosauria; Squamata; Natricidae
Product: four and a half LIM domains protein 5-like
Exons: 6
Coding region: 150-992 (280 amino acids)
Biological process (GO): positive regulation of transcription by RNA polymerase II
Cellular component (GO): nucleus; Z disc
Molecular function (GO): transcription coactivator activity
Source: RefSeq, a predicted model, not a curated record
CUGCUUUUUCCAAAACCAAGAGAGUCUUGCAGAAGAAAAACGGCUGGCGGUUGGGGCUUGUUGCUUCAAGAUUUUCGUUGUUGUUGUUCUCAGGUCCAAAGAUAACAAGAAGCAACUGUUUAAAAAAAGCAGCGUCAAAAGGCUUAAAAAUGGCCAGUGAUCAGUCAAACUGCUUUCACUGCAAGGAUUCACUUUGUGGAAAACGAUACAUCAUGAAAGAAGAAAACGCUUUCUGUGUGAAAUGCUAUGACAGCCUCUUUGCUAACUUUUGCGAAAAAUGUCAUAAAGCCAUUGAAUGUGACUCCAAGGAUCUUGCUUAUAAAGGCUGCCACUGGCAUGAAACGUGCUUCAAGUGUGCCCAAUGCCAUCACUCCCUGGUUGAGAAGCCUUUUGCAGCUAAAGAUGAGCGCCUGCUGUGUACAACUUGCUAUUCUAAUGAAUAUUCAUCUAAGUGCUUUCACUGCAAGAGGACUAUCAUGCCUGGUUCUCGUAAAAUGGAAUUUAAAGGCAAUUGUUGGCAUGAAACUUGCUUUGUUUGCCAGUAUUGCCGGCAACCACUAGGAAUGAAACCUUUGAUUACCAAGGAUGAUGACAAUUACUGUGUACCCUGUUAUGAGAAGCAAUUUGCACAGUAUUGCUACUCCUGCAAAAAGAUGAUCACCAAUGGUGGGGUGACCUAUCAGGAUCAGCCAUGGCAUAAGGAAUGUUUUCUAUGUACUGGAUGUAAGAAGCAACUUGCAGAACAUCAAUUCAUGUCCAAAGAUGAACAUCCUUACUGCCUGGAGUGCUUCAGAGGACAUUUUGCAAAGAAGUGUGUGGCCUGCACCGAACCCAUUACUGUUCUUGGAGGAGGCAAGUUCAUCUCCUUUGAGGAGCGCCAAUGGCACAGCGACUGCUUCAAGUGCAGCCAAUGCACCUGCUCCCUGGUGGGAAAGGGCUUCCUCACCCAGCAAGAUAAAGUCCUCUGUGGCAAUUGUGGGUCUUCUACAUGACUCAGGAGCUCUUCAAGGUUGCUCAUCCCUUCCCCUGCAUUAUUUUAGCCAUGCACAUAAUUGCGCACUAGUCAGAAAAGAAUUA